GGAGGAGGAUAUGAAGGUGGAGGGAGCGGAGGGCGAGGAGCGUACGGUGGAGGAGGAGGAUAUAGUGGUGGAGGUGGAUAUGGUGGAAGGUUUCCUGGAAGAUAUGCUGGUGGCUACGGAUCUGGAGGAGGUGGAUAUGGAGAUGGACUCGGAUUCGAUGGAUUCAACAAUAUCGGUGACAAUUUUUCUAAGGGACAUAGUAAAGGGCAUCACAAGGGUGGCCAUGAGUACCAGAAAGGUCACGAUGGCCACGCUGUGUCUCAUCACAAAAGUCAUUUCCAGGCAUCGCAUCAUAAACAUCAUUUACAUGAGUCGCAUUACGAAGGUCAACCUCAUCAAAAAAGCCAUUCGCAUGAAACUCAUCACAAAAGCCACUAUAAACCAAAAAGUCAUUCCCACUCCAAAAGUAAGUCACACGGCUCACACCAUAAAAGUCACUCUCGCCCAAAGAGUCAUUCGAAGUCUAAAAGUCAUUCACACGAUUCUCAUCACAAAAGCCAUUCGCACGAAUCUCAUCACAAAAGCUCUUCCGACAGCAAAUCGAAAAGUAGCUCAAGACCCUCGUCUAAAGCGCAUCACGCAAGCUUAGAAGAAGAUGACACACUCUACGGUCUUCCAAAAGCAUCAACUGGAUUCCAUUUCCCAGAAACAUUACUCAAAUCUCCCAGUGGAAGUUCAGCAAGUAAAGAGGGAUUUGGUGCACUACACAGUCACAGCAUCUAUAGCGAAGAAUGCGAUUCAAAGUGUCGAAGAAGAAGCCAUCGCAGAAACCGAAGAAAUGCCGAAAACUACGCUAACUUGCAAUCGGGUUACACCAAAACUCCAGAGUGGACUUCCAAUUACGAAGUAAUUGAGAGUGCUGUUCUGCAAUCAAAUUCAGAGCCGGAAGAGGAAAAGUUACUAAGAGAAAUACGGAAAAAUGAUAGAAACAAUUGUGGACUUCGGCUUGUUUGUGAACUUUCAGCUACCAGAGACCGACCUCUUCUUCGGGAAGAAUGGGAAAUCCUCGCUUUUGUAUGGAACGGCGACGAACUUUUCGACCAGGCGUUCCCGGGCCAAGGGAUCGGUCCCACAAGCGAGGCUCUGAGGGACUAUAAAGAGGCGGCCUAUCUUGGUCAGCGAGGAGGCUCCUGCAGCGAUCAAUUUUUUUCAUGCCCUGUUGAUGCAAAAACUAUGAUUAAUGAAAUACUAGAAGCGCGAAGAAUAUAUAGUUUGAAUACUUUUUUUAAUUAGAAAUAUCUUUUUAUUUAAUUUUAUGAAUCGAAAUCAAGGCAAUUUUUAUUCACUCGGAGUAAAAAAUACACUUGUGUUUAGGAGAUGUGUUCAUGCAAAUGUAAUGGAAGGAACCUGUUCAAAUUUGAUGCACGUUGCUGGAUGAUCUCUGUGGUUGAGCAGUAACAUCUCUGACGUCGAAAUUUAUAAUGUGAAAUUAUAUAAUUGAAUUACUACCAGUUAAUUUGAAUAUCCUUACAUUAUUAUGUUUGCCAUUUAACGCAACCAAAUUAAAUGGGACAAAGUAAUGUAAGAGUCUUUCGUGUAACCGCACACUUUCUGAAAAUUAUAUGCACCUGGAUUGUAAAAAUGUAACAUAGUUUUUGUAAUAAUUUCGUUUACAGUUCUUAUGUGAAAUGAUUCGAGUAAUAUAUGAAAUUCUUUGACCCCAAUUAGUGAACCUUCUUCCCUAUGGAAUGAUUUCAUUCACAGGAAAAUUUCUCGAACAUUGAAUUCAUUUUUGUCACCGUUGAUAUUUUAGCUAAAAUAUAUGUAGAUAUUGCGUAUAUUUCGUAAGUUGUUGUUGUUAUUUCUCCUCGAGCUGUUUUGUUUAAUAUUGAAUGAAAGUUUUAUAGAGUUUUAAUUCUUCCCUUGCAUAUUUUUGGCCUGUCGCUAGAAGAAAGCAGUUGCAUUAAAGUAGCUACUUGAGUCAUUCAAAUUCCGUUUAAGUAUUUGGACGGUCAAAUUCUAUAAAUUAAGCCACUUUAGAAAUGACAUAGUUAUUUCAUUAUUUGGCAUGCAUUUCGUUGUUUAUAUUCUUACGUACACUUAUCAAAAUCCAUGUAGUAUUCAUCGAAACCUUUGCCUGCAUUGAACCGGAGUUUAGGUCAGAGGUGAAUUCCUUUAAUUCUGAUCCUCUAAAAUUCAUCGUUUAUCGGAUGAGCCAACAUUUCCUCCAUUAUAGUUUAAUGAAUUCACUUUGCAAUAUCAAUAGAGUAUAAUGAACGUCAGAGUUGAACUGUAUUGAAAAUUUUAAGUAAUG
Hyalella azteca is the source of this 2254-nucleotide messenger RNA. RefSeq names its product filaggrin-like. The annotation marks the transcript as partial. NCBI's taxonomy places the organism in Eukaryota, Metazoa, Arthropoda, Malacostraca, Amphipoda, Hyalellidae. The transcript has 2 exons. The record is from RefSeq and is a predicted model, not a curated record.